AUGACAUGGAACCAGACUGGGGCGGGAAGUAGCGCCUCAAUCCUCGGCCACGCCGACCUUGGUCUUCUUUCGCAGGGCCAGAUGAGAGCCAAUGCUGAAAUGAUCUCUGCCUUGGCCGCUCUUCCCGAGUACUCAAAUGCGCCUCUGCCAGUCAUUGCCGAUGCGGAUACUGGAUACGGCGGACCAAUCAUGGUGGCACGCACUGUUCAACAGUAUGCCCAGUCUGGCGUCGCUGGCCUGCAUAUCGAAGACCAAGUCCAGACCAAGCGCUGCGGUCAUUUAUCCGGCAAGGAAGUUGUCGACCGCGAUGUUUUCCGCAGUCGUAUACAGGCGGCCGUCAAUGCGCGGAAACAAAUCGGCAGCGAUAUCGUGAUCAUCGCUCGCACGGAUGCAUUCCAGACCGAUGGGUAUGAGGAGGCUAUUGGGCGAUUGCAAGAUGCAUACAGCGUCGGCGCGGACGUUGCCUUCUUUGAGGGUUUGACCUCCAAGGAACAGGCUCGGCGAAUCACCAAAGACCUGGCACCGAUGCCAGUCCUACUUAAUAUGGUGGAAGCAGGCGCGACUCCGUCUUUCAGCGCGUCUGAGGCCAAGGAAGCCGGAUUCAAAUUGAUGAUUGUGCCUUUCGUGGCUAUCGCCCCUGCCUACAAGGCUAUCAAGGAGGAGAUGGAGCACCUCAAAAAGACUGGAAGCACCGACUACGCAAAGACGAUGGCUCCUCAAACACUGUUCCGAAUCUGUGGUGUUGACGCUAGUAUGGAGGUGGAUAAGCAGGCUGGUGGAAAGAGCUUCGCGACCGGAAUCGACUGA
Messenger RNA from Penicillium olsonii, 807 nucleotides. Lineage: Eukaryota; Fungi; Ascomycota; Eurotiomycetes; Eurotiales; Aspergillaceae. The record is from the annotation of a GenBank genome assembly.